AUGGCUGGAGAGUCGAGCGCGGGGGGAAGCAGUUGUUCAUCGGGGGAGCUGGCGGAGAUGAAUAAUAAAAAUAAUAAUAAUAAUGGGAAGAAAAAAGUGGUUGUGGUGGGAGUGGACGACAGCAAGGAAAGCUUUUACUCGCUGGAAUGGACAGUGGAGAAUCUGCCAAUGUUGAGAAAGGAUAUCCAGGUUGAUGAUCAUCAGUCGUCGUCGGCCGCCUUGUUCAAGCUGAUCCUGGUACACGUGAAGGUCCCAGCAGUCUCAAUCCUCAGGUUUUCUGGGCCAGGAUUUGGUGAUGUCCUUCCUCGGAUUGAAGCCGAUCUCAAGAACACUGCUUCCAUUGUUACUGACAAGGUCAAGGACUUCUGCAACCAAAAAUUGAUAACGGAUUAUGAAGUGGAAGUAUGGGAAGGAGAUGCACGGAAUGUGCUGUGUGAGGCCGUGGAGAAGCACCGUGCUGACAUUCUUGUUGUGGGGAGCCAUGGCUAUGGUAUCUUCAAAAGAGCUAUUCUUGGGAGUGUGAGCGACUACUGUGCGCAUCAUGCUCAUUGCAGUGUGAUGAUCGUGAAGAAAACCAGCAAUACUAAUAAUUAA
Telopea speciosissima is the source of this 594-nucleotide messenger RNA. RefSeq names its product universal stress protein A-like protein. The coding region runs from base 1 to 594 and encodes 197 amino acids. Lineage: Eukaryota; Viridiplantae; Streptophyta; Magnoliopsida; Proteales; Proteaceae. The record is from RefSeq and is a predicted model, not a curated record. The transcript has 3 exons.